This is a messenger RNA of Teleopsis dalmanni, 543 nucleotides long. RefSeq names its product proteasome subunit alpha type-1-like. The transcript is spliced from 2 exons. The record is from RefSeq and is a predicted model, not a curated record. Bases 28 to 498 code for a protein of 156 amino acids. NCBI's taxonomy places the organism in Eukaryota, Metazoa, Arthropoda, Insecta, Diptera, Diopsidae. Gene Ontology annotation, cellular component: nucleus; proteasome core complex; proteasome core complex, alpha-subunit complex.
GCAGAUGGACGAAAAGUUAUUGAUUACAUGCGUGCUAUUUGUCGACAAUUCAGAAAAGUUGAACAUACAGAUAUAUCACCAAAUAAUUUAAUGGAAAACGUAAGUGAAUAUAUGUAUGCGCCAACAGUAAAUAGCAAUUGGCGUAUCUUUGGUGUAGGUCUUCUAGUUGUUGGUUGUGAGGAUACAAAUCCAUAUGUAUACGAAGUGCAAACAACUGGAGAAACUUCAGACCGUGUUGCAUUUGCAAUUGGUUUCUGCUCUUCAGCUGCAAACAUUUAUUUGAAAAAAAAUAUAAAUAAUAUUCUUAGCUCGAAUUUAGAUUGUCUUAUUAUGUAUGGUGUUACCGCUUUGAGACAUACAUUAUCUGAAGACGACCAGGAAAAUAUAACAAAAAUGCAGAAUAUCAGUAUUGGUGUUGUUGGGAAUAAACAACCUUUCCGAAUUUUGGAUAAAUGCAGAACUUUUCGAUAUUUACAAAAUCUAACUAGAGACGAUUAAAACUGAGAUAUGUUAUCGUGUAUUGUGCACAAAAUUCAAAAUAAA